Messenger RNA from Suillus clintonianus, 865 nucleotides. RefSeq lists its product as uncharacterized. The transcript is spliced from 9 exons. The record is from RefSeq and is a predicted model, not a curated record. NCBI's taxonomy places the organism in Eukaryota, Fungi, Basidiomycota, Agaricomycetes, Boletales, Suillaceae. Bases 48 to 638 code for a protein of 196 amino acids.
UAAAAAUUUAUUACGAGAAAAUUCCUACACUGAAAAUUUCAGUCAUAAUGACCAUUCGUACUUAUGCACUCUACGGUGGUAGCAAGCGCCUGCUUACUUGUAUGACAAUCAUCAUGAUUUCUCUUGCAGUAGCAGUUUCUGUGGGAUCGUUUGGGCGUUUUUCAGGCAGUGCGGCCAUCUUGCCAGGAGUUGGCUGCAAUGAGACAUUCACAGCGGAGACAGCCGCCCGUGUUGGUCUUGGAUGGAUGGCUGAAUUGGUCUUCGAAUUACUGAUACUCAUCCUCACAGUGUAUAGGAUUUGCAAAACUAGAGGCUUGCUGCGGUUGUCCCUAGUCACGGGGAGAAACAUGAUUGAUAUGAUAUUGCACGAUGGCGCGAUGUAUUUCGGAGCGAUGGCGCUGGUGAACAUACCGAACAUCCUGGCGUACUACUCUGGUCCAGUUGCCACCAGAGGUGGUCUGCCCACACUUGCUAGCUGCAUGUCCGUUACUCUCAUCUCUCGGCUGAUGCUCAACCUGCACAAGACUAUCGACACCGGCAUAUGCUCCACCCUCGCCUGGGACGACGACCCCAGCCUCGCUGUCCUUACCACUGGGGUCAACGUACAAUCCGCACCUUCAUCUUCUCACCAUUGGUAAACUGGUUUUGAAUUCUGUUUCUGAUGGCGAAAUUGCGGAGAUACUUGUUGGGAGUGGAAAACUGUUCUUGCAGUCAUUUGCUUGAAUGCACUGACAGGGGUGGACGACGCUGCAUCCGCGCCGGCGGUUACGCGUGCUUAAUGUAACUAUCAUCUUUGGGCGUGCCCUAUGUAGACAGUAUGUUCAUUAUGCUCAUUAUUAUGAUGUAUGUGUUCGCCUGUAAUCAU